Scaptodrosophila lebanonensis is the source of this 5885-nucleotide messenger RNA. RefSeq names its product DE-cadherin (gene shg). Gene Ontology annotation, biological process: cell-cell junction assembly; adherens junction organization; cell morphogenesis. The transcript is spliced from 2 exons. The record is from RefSeq and is a predicted model, not a curated record. NCBI's taxonomy places the organism in Eukaryota, Metazoa, Arthropoda, Insecta, Diptera, Drosophilidae. The coding region runs from base 855 to 5399 and encodes 1514 amino acids. Gene Ontology annotation, molecular function: calcium ion binding; cadherin binding. Gene Ontology annotation, cellular component: adherens junction; catenin complex; plasma membrane.
GUUCUUCUUGUUUUUGCUGGCGUCAAAUACGAUCGGUAAAGGAAUAUCGAGAGCAAAACAAACAAACAAAAUAUAAUUGCAAUCAAGCUUAACAUAAACCGCAACAACAACUAAAUUUUAAAAGAAAAUUGUGAAAGAAAAUCGAAGUAAAGCAAAUAAAGUGCCUUUUCUCUUAACUGCUGUUAGCUUUACGAAUACAUGAACAUCGCCGAGUUGGUAACACACACGAAUGCAAUACCUUAACACAGAGCCAGACACACAAACCAACCCAUACUUGUGCGGGCAAGUAAACAUCGCCUGGCCUGUGUGUGUGUGCCACUAUUUUUACCUGCUUUCGGAAUAAGAGUGCAAAGCAACACGGUAAUAAAGUCCAAAGCCAUUUUUCCAUUUUGAGAUAAACUGAACGAUAUUACACACGGUGGUGCUGGCCAAUGCUAAACAAUCGGAAAUAGCAACGCAACAACUUCUUUUGUUUGUGUAAUAAUUAAAACGUGUGCACUGUACAUUCUGUUUUCGUUUUCAAUUUGUUCGAUUUUUGUGUGGUUGCCAUGAAAAUGCAGUCGCUGCUGACGUCUAAACAAACAACAAAGCUUUGGUGGCGUCGACGCCAGCACUAGCAAGAAGGGAACAUACGCACGCAUACACACAAACAUAUCCACAAAAUUCCAAUGAGAACACAACGCCAAAAAGUUUUUACCGGUAACGAUCGUGAAAUGUAAGAAAAAUAAAUACUACGGAAAUUCUGUGAUUGUGAUUUCGGCUGCCACCUAAAUAACCGUUAAGUGUUCAAAAGUGAAAGAAUUGUAAUCAAGCCCCUGGCCAAUGUACACAGCAGCAGCAAGUAAUGCAAUAAAAUGUCUCCACGCCAGCAAACGCGAUUAGAACCUCACAACGACAAUAACAAUAACAACAAAAAUCCAGCCCAACAACAGCCACAUCAGCAACACAAACGAAAAUGUCGCACCCACACGCUACUCUCCUCAGCCUUCACCUGCCCACUCACAAUGCUGCUGGCGCUUAUCAUUGCCGUACACAGUACACCUCCCCGGUUUGUCCGGGCUUUUACCAAUACCCACCGGUCGUUACCGCUGCUGAUGGAAGAGAAUUUUUCGGGCGAUAAUCGUAAACCCGCCUUCCGGAACUGCGCCGGCUAUGCGCCCUCUGUUAAGGAGGAACAGCCGGAGAACACGUUUGUAAUAAUGGUCGAAGCGAAGGACCCUGAUCCAAAUCAGGAUAUACGCUACAGUCUGUUGCAAUCGAAAUUCGAACGCCACAAAUUUAAUAUAAAUCCCAGCACCGGAGUCAUCACCACGGCGCACACCUUUGACCGGGACGAGCCCAUACGCGAAAAGUUCGUAUUUGUGACGGUGCAGGCGACGGACAAUGGUCUGCCGCCCCUGGACGAUGUCUGCACAUUCAAUGUGACCAUCGAGGACAUCAACGAUAAUCCCCCCGUGUUCAAUAAGGCGCGCUACGACGAGUCCAUGUCGGAGAAUACUGCGCCCGACGCGGUUGUAAUGACAAUCAGUGCCAGUGACUUUGACGAUCGGAACAACAGCAUCAUUGAGUACGAGAUUCUGAGAGAGCGCGACUAUGAGUAUUUUAGAAUCGAAAAGGAAUCAGGAAUUAUAUACCUCAAUCACGCGAUCGACAAGCGCCCCGGUCAGCAGUAUACGAUCAAUGUUCGAGCCUAUAAUAUCGUGCCAGACCCACCGCAAGAUGCGCAAAUCGAAGUGCGCAUACGUGUUGUAGAGUCUUCAAUCAAACCCCCCACAUUUGUCGAUCCCAUUGACGAACCCAUUUAUUUAAAGGAAGACUUUAUGGACUUUUCGAAGCCCAUAGCCACACUUCAUGCCAUAUCGAAUGUGCCGGAUAAGCCAGAGGUUAUCUUUGAGCUGAUCACAGGCCGCACAGAGCAAACGAAUGGCAAAAAUACGUUUGUGUUUAAUCAAAUUGGCAACAAGGUGUCCAUUAGCUUGGGCAUGCAUCUCGAUUUCGAAGCCAUUACAGACUAUACGCUGACCAUGAGCGUACGAAACACUUAUGAUCUUUCCACCGAGCACAUGCUGAAGAUCAAGGUGGAGGACGUUAAUGACAAUAUACCUUACUUCACGGAGGUAAAAUCCGGCACGAUAUUGGAAAACGAGCCUCCAGGCACUCCCGUCAUGCAGGUGCGUGCCUUCGACAUGGACGGUACUUCAGCGAACAACAUCGUUUCGUUUGAGUUGGCCGACAAUCGCGAUUACUUCGCCAUUGAUCCACACACUGGAAACAUAACGGCAUUAACAACGUUCGAUCGGGAGGAGCGGGACUUCUAUAAUGUAAAGGUCAUUGCUAGUGACAACUCACCAUCCAGUCUGUUCCACAAUGGUGAGCCAAACCGUGGGCAGCAGGUGUUCCGCAUUAUUAUCGGUGAUAAGAACGAUCAUAAGCCGCAUUUCCAAAAGAGCGAAUAUUUGGCCGACAAACUGCUCGAGGACGCGAACACCAAUACCGAAGUAAUUGAGGUCAAGGCCGAAGAUGAGGAUAAUGCUUCGCAAAUACUCUACACAAUCGAGAGUGGUAAUGUGGGCGACGCAUUCAAAAUUGGCCUGAAGACGGGCAAAAUUACGGUUAACCAGCGCCUCGACUACGAAGCCAUUACGGAGUAUGUGCUCAAGAUUCGUGCCUUUGAUGGCAUAUACGACGACUCCACCACUGUCACAAUCAAAAUAGCCGAUGUCAAUGAUAAUCCACCGGUUUUUAAGGAAAAGUACGCGAAGACAAUACAGGAAGAGACCAUAUUCGAAAAUUGCAUCCUUAAUAUAGAGGCUUACGAUCCUGAUAUUAAGGAUCGCACUGCCGAUCAGCAUAUAAAAUAUUCGAUUGUUAAGGAAGAGCACAAAAAGUUUCUAACUAUUGACAAUACCGGAUGCUUACGCCUCAUUAAGCCGCUCGAUCGGGAUCAGCCCAACGGACACAAGAGCUGGCAGGUUCUAAUAUCAGCACACGACGAAGACGGUCAUGGUCUUAAUCUGGUGGAACCUGUCAUUAUAACGCUGCAGGACAUCAACGAUAAUGCACCUUUCCUUGUUAACCAAAUGCCAGUAAUCUGGGAGGAGAAUCGCAAUCCGGGUCAGGUGGUGCAACUGCAAUCGAAUGACUACGAUGAACCGCAGAACGGUCCCCCAUACACGUAUGGCAUUGACAGCGAGGCAUCGCCGGACAUUAAGACCAAGUUUAGUAUCGACAAUGAUUAUCUCUUUGCCAAUGUCCAAUUCGAUCGGGAGCAGCAGAAGGAGUACUACAUACCUAUACGCAUAAGCGACUCGGGCGUGCCUAAGCAGAGUUCAGUGAGCAUUUUGCAUCUAAUAAUUGGCGACCUUAACGACAAUGCCAUGAGCGAAGGUUCUUCCCGCAUCUUCAUCUACAAUUACAAGGGCGAGGCACCGGACACAGACAUUGGACGCGUCUUUGUCGACGAUGCUGACGAUUGGGAUCUGGAUGACAAGCAGUUUGAGUGGAAGAGUGGCAUACCUCAUAGCAACUUCCGCCUGAACCCCAGCACCGGCAUGAUCACCAUGCUAGAAGGCACCAGCGAAGGCGAGUACAUAUUGGAGUUUACCGUGAUCGAGGAGUCCACCUCUAUAUCACGGCACUCCGUCGAUGCCGAUGUAACUGUCAUUGCUCGCGAGCUGCCAGAGGAGGCUGUAGACAAGAGUGGUAGCAUUCGUUUUAUCAACAUCACUAAAGAGGAAUUCAUAAGCGUGCCACUCGAUGCGCAGGCAGAUGAUUCGUUCUCUCUGAAAGAUCGCUUGCAGCAUGCACUCUCCCAGCUCUUUAACACGUCCGUGACAAAUGUUGACGUUUUUACGGUGCUGCAGAACGAGAAUAAUACAUUGGACGUGCGCUAUUCGGCGCAUGGCUCCCCCUACUAUGCGCCCGAGAAGCUAAACGGCAUGGUGGCCCAGAACCAACAACGUCUAGAGGACGAGCUUGAUCUGCAAAUGCUGAUGAUUAAUAUAGACGAGUGCCUGAUCGAGCGCAACAAGUGCGAAAGUUCGUGCACCAAUGAGCUCCAUAAAUCCUCCGUGCCCUACAUGAUCUACUCGAACACUACAUCGUUUGUGGGCGUCAAUGCCUUUGUGCAGGCACAAUGUGUUUGUGAGGCCCAGGUGCGCAAUUAUUGCCUGAAUGGAGGCACACCCCGAGUGGGCGAGAAUGAUGCCUGCGACUGCAUCGACGGCUUCACUGGCCCCCAUUGCGAGCUCGUGUCGGUAGGAUUCUAUGGUAGUGGCUACGCCUUUUACGAGCCGAUCUCGCCAUGCGACACAACGCGCAUCAGUCUGGAUAUUGUUCCCCAAACAGAUCAGGGUCUCGUUAUGUACCUGGGACCGUUGAACUAUAACCCCCUGCUGCCACUUUCGGACUACCUGGCACUGGAACUGGAACACGGCUACCCAGUGCUCACUGUGGAUUACGGCUCUGGUGGCACACGCGUCGAGCACAAGACAACUCAACUCCAGGCCGGCCGCUCCUAUCAACUAGAUAUCAUUCUCCAAAAAACCAUCAUCGAAAUGACUGUGGACAACUGUCGCCUGUCCUCAUGCAUGAGCUUGGGCGCUAUUCAGGGCCCCAACGAGUUCCUCAAUGUAAAUGCGCCCCUGCAGCUGGGUGGCACACCCAUUGAUCUCGCACAGCUGGGUCGCCAGCUGAAGUGGGCGCACAUUCCCAGCCAGCAGGGUUUCUUUGGCUGCAUACGCAAUCUGACCGUCAACGAGCACACUUACAAUCUGGGAAUGCCUUCGGUGUCCCGCAACAUAGACUCCGGAUGCCAGAGUGCGGUGGCCGUCGCUGUUAGCUUCGGCAUCAAUCGCAACUUUCUCAUUGCGAUAAUUGCGUGCAUCGCCCUGUUGCUGAUCAUCCUGCUGGCGGUGGUGGUGCAGAAGAAACAGAAGAACGGCUGGCAUGAGAAGGACAUUGAUGACAUACGCGAGACGAUCAUCAACUAUGAGGACGAGGGCGGUGGCGAGCGCGACACAGACUAUGAUUUGAACGUAUUGCGCACGCAACCCUUUUAUGAAGAGAAACUCUAUAAGGAUCCGCAUGCGCUGCAAGGGGGUCUGCGCGACCCCAAUGACAUACCUGACAUUGGCGACUUUCUGGGCGGCAAGAAGGAGAAUUGUGAUCGCGAUGUCUCCGCCUAUACAGUCGACGAUGUGCGGCAUUAUGCCUACGAGGGUGACGGCAAUUCCGACGGCAGCUUGUCCAGUCUGGCCUCCUGCACCGACGACGGCGAUCUCAACUUUGACUAUUUGUCCAAUUUCGGACCACGUUUCCGCAAAUUGGCGGACAUGUACGGCGAAGAGCCCUCCGACACGGACUCCAAUGUGGACGACGAUCAGGGCUGGCGCAUCUGAGGGACUUCCAAAACCAGUAGUAAAAGGCAUUAAAUCCCAAACACACUCUUACACACAAACACACACGAUAGCAAUUAGCUUAGUUAGUUUGAGCCGCGCAUUUGGUUGUUGUGACUCAAUGGAAUUCAAAAGACUUUUACACUAAGUUAUGGAAAGGCGCCUGAAAAGAUGAUAGAAAGCCGGCCUAGCCGGACACUUAUCGGCGCGUCGUGGGGCGCUCUUAAAGCACUGCAAAGAUAUAGGGUACAUAUGUAUUAAAUUAUAUUGCAGAGGAGCAUUGCAAGGGCAUAGUAGGAACACAUUUAGCACUUUUUGUUUGUUUUUGUAUUAAGCGCAAAACGUGAUCUUUACAUGAAAGAGAAAACAACAAAUUAUUUUAGUAAACCAACUGCGAACAAAUUGCGACUAAACAGUUUUCUGUAUUUGUUGAUAAAAUAUAGAUUGAAACACAAAUAUCAUAUACUAUAUAUGUAUAUAUAGUAGGUA